UGGCAGCACUGAGCUCUCAUUCUGCAAUUCCAUUCCCAUUUUCUCGUGGAAACCGGAAGCAAGCCCUGAUCCACAGUGAGCGAGAGAUAUUCGCCCAGAGAGCAGCCGGUGUGUGAAACUCGUGCGGUGGUUUGUGGGACUAGUGGGCUCAGAGCUGGGUUUCUCAGGAGACGGUGGUAGAAAGGAGGAAGCAAGUAUUCGCUUCUCAUGGCGGUAUCGGCGGCGAAGCGGAGACCGCGGCAGGAGGACACCUCCAUUGCCCCCAACAUUAAAAACAAAAGGCGAAGGGUCGUCCAAUUCUCCAACCGGGCAGUUGCAGCAUUUGCGAUCGGCAUCCUCUGCACCAAAGUCCUCUGUGCCCAGGCAGCCAUCUACUUCACCAAGGAGCCGAAGUCCCAGGAUGCCCUCCAUGGGCGUAGCGCCAUCCUGCGCUGCGAGGUGGAGAACCCAGCCGACAUGGUGUUCGAGUGGCUGCACGACGGUGUGCCUGUCCAGGACUCGGAGAGACGCUUCAAGGAGAGCAGCAACCUGAAAUUCACUGCCGUAGACCGCCGCGAGGAUGCUGGCAACUUCCAGUGUGUGGCAACCAACACGGUCAGCGGGGACCAGGCUCGCUCAACCAAUGCCUCCUUCAAUAUCAAAUGGUUGGAAACUGGAGGGGUCACCCUGAAGGAGCCGCCCACUGUGUCUGAAAUCCAGAGCUCUUCUCCGGUCACACUGCGCUGCAACAUAGAUGGCCAUCCACGUCCGACAUGCCAGUGGUUUAAAGAUGGCUCAAAGUUGACUGAUAGAAUCCAUCAAAUCAACAACAAGGAGCGAACAUUGACUCUGAAGAGUGCCAGUCCUGAUGACAAUGGGGUUUAUUACUGCUGUGCAAAGAACGCAGUGGGCCAGAUCUGCAGCAACGAAAACUUUACACUUGGCAUUAUAGAUGAAAGUUACCCGCGGCCGCUGAUCGUUCCUCAGGACCAGGUAGUGAACAGGAACGAGGAGGCCAUGCUUCACUGCCAGUUCACGGCCCAGCCACCGCCUGUGCAAGAGUGGUUCUUCGAAGGUGAACUUGUCACAAACAAGACACGGGUUUUUUUGUUCAACAAUGGCUCCCUGCAGAUUACCCAGGUGAAGACUCGCAACACUGGGGUUUACAAGUGUGUGGCGAAGGGACCAAAAGGCAAUUCUGCAGAGCUGACUGCAACACUGAGAAUAGCAGACAUUGAAGACAUGAUGCCGAUGAAACCGGAGGUCUUCACUGCAGACACCAUGCAGCGUGUGUACUGCCGCCCGCCCCAGGGACACCCAGAGCCGGCUGUGUGGUGGGAGAGGGAGGGCGUCAGGAUCCCCUCCAGCGGGCGAGUCUACAGUGAGGGCAAGGAACUCAUCUUCAGCCCCAUAGAAGGAGGGGACUCGGGGACGUACACCUGCCUCGCCGAGAACAAAGCUGGCCUGAAGAAACAGGAGAUGACCAUCACUGUGGCGACCAAACCAGAGUGGGUAACGAAGCCCAUGGACAGUCAGCUGGAGGAGGGUAAGCCAGGAUUCCUUCACUGUCAGACCCAAGCCACUCCAGACCCACAGGUGACCUGGUACCGUAACAGCAUCGACAUCUCUGACGAUGGUCGUUUCGAGAUCUUUCCGAAUGGGACUCUGUGCAUUCAUAAAGUGGAGGUGUAUGACGGGACCAUCUACCAGUGCUCCAGCAGCACCCGCGCAGGCAGGAUAGAUGGGCAGGCCCGGGUGCAUGUGCUGGAGCGGCUGAAGUUCACCCCUCCUCCACAGCCCCUGCAGUGCAUGGAGCUGGAUAAAGAGACCAGUGUGCAGUGCUCCGCCACAGGCCGUGAGAAACCCACCGUCCAGUGGAUAAAAGCAGAUGAGGGCAAAAUCCCACCUUAUGUUGAGCAGCAGGGCGGAAUCCUCCAUUUCACCAAAGUGACACGGAGUGAUGCUGGCAACUACACCUGCAUUGCAUCUAACAGCCAGCAGGGGGAGAUCCGGGCAAUGGUGCAUCUUAACGUGGCAGUGUAUAUACUGUUCAAGUUGGACCCUGAGAACACGACGGUGUACCAGGGGCACACGGCUAUUCUUCACUGCCAGGCUACUGGAGACCCAGCUCCCUCCAUACAGUGGAAGAUCAAGGACAAGAUCCUGGACUCCAGCAAAACCUCACCAAAGUUUCAGAAAAUGCCGAAUGGCUCCUUGGUUAUCAAUGAUGUGACCACUGAGGAUUCGGGGAAAUAUACCUGCAUAGCCGGAAACAGCUGUAACAUCAAACACAGGGACGCCUUUCUCUACGUCGUAGAAAAACCAGUGACUAAAACGCAGGAAGAGAUCGGGCAGACUCCUUACAAGAUGAUCCAGACGAUCGGCCUGUCUGUGGGAGCAGCAGUGGCCUACAUCAUCGUCGUCCUGGGCCUGAUGUUCUACUGCAAGAAGCGCAGGAAUGCCAAGAGGCAACAGAAGAGCCCCGAGGGAGAGGAGCCUGAAAUGGAGUGUCUGAACGGCGGGAGCGCUGUGCAGCAGAAUGGACAGACAACUGCUGAGAUCCAAGAGGAGGUGGCUCUGACCAACAUGGGCACCACAGUCACAGCCAACAAGCGACACAGCAGCAACGACAAGAUGCACUUUCCACGCACCAAUCUACAGACCAUCACCACACUCGGAAAGGGAGAGUUCGGGGAGGUGUUCCUGGCCAAGGCGAAGGGUGUGGAGGACCCGGAGACGGAGACGGUGGUGCUGGUGAAAAGCCUGCAGACCCGUGACGAGCAGCUCCAGAUGGACUUCCGCCGUGAGUUUGAGAUGUUCGGCAAGCUGAACCACGGCAAUGUGGUGCGGCUCCUGGGGCUGUGCAGGGAGGCUGAGCCCCAUUACAUGAUACUGGAGUACGUCGACCUGGGCGAUUUAAAGCAGUUCCUGAAGAUUGCGAAAAGUAAAGACGAGAAGAUCAAACCACAGCCAAUUAGCACUAAACAGAAAGUUUCAAUCUGCGGACAGGUGGCAAUGGGAAUGGAGCACCUUUCGAACCAUCGCUUUGUGCACAAGGACCUGGCAGCUCGCAACUGUCUCAUCAGCGCCCAGAGGCAGGUCAAGGUGUCUGCGCUCAGCCUCAGCAAAGAUGUCUACAACAGCGAGUACUACCAUUUCCGCCAGGCAUGGAUCCCACUGCGCUGGCUGCCAGCUGAGUCGAUAUUCGAAGACGAUUUCUCCACCAAAUCAGACGUCUGGUCUUUCGGGGUUUUGAUGUGGGAGGUGUUCACUCACGGAGAACAGCCCUACAUCAAACUCACUGACGAUGAGGUGCUGGCAGGAUUACAAGGUGGUAAAAUGAAGCUCCCUGCGCCCGAAGGUUGCCCUUCCAAGCUCUACAAGCUGAUGGUGCGCUGCUGGGCCCCCAGCCCCAAGGACCGCCCCUCCUUCAGCGAACUCGCCAACGCACUCGGAGACAUCUCGGCGGACAGCAAAGCCUGAAUCCAGGAGACUGCUGGGGCGGGAGGGAGGGGGGGCGGAGAUUGGGCAUUGGAAUAUUUAAAAAAAACAAAACUAAAACAAAUCUAUGGAAAGUGUUGAAAAUGAAAUCCUUUUGUUGCAGACUCCCCAGGUACUCAUUGAGUGUCAAUGACAUUUUACAUCUAAAAAGAGUCAGAUUACUAAGUGGUGGGAGGGGGGUGCAUGCCUUAAAAUCCAACGUGCUGGAAAAGCUCUGCGUAUUGAAAGACUUUUAAAAACUGUGCAUUGAGGGUACAUUCCUACAUCACUGCAGACUGAAUUCCUCAAUGCGCAUGACUCUGGGAACUACCUUUUCAAAUAAACCCCACAGGGUUCCGUCACAGCAACUCAUCCAUAAGAAUCACACUCAACAGCAAGCACCAAGCCUGCAGAAGAACAGAGUUUAAAACGACCACACAGAGAAAUCUGUUGCUGGAGGUUUACAGUACUGUGCUGUGUGGGGACUCAAUUUGUCGUUUAUGUUGUCGGUGGGGUGGGGGGGGGGUAUUUUUAGGUACAUAAAAAAAGAAGAGAAAUAUUGUUCUUUUUACUCUGAUAUGACGACUAAGCACAAUAAAUUCUUCUAUCAGUACUGAGGCAGGCCUUGAUAUUCAGAAGCUGCUUUUUAAAGGGCUGCUUUUAUAAUUGGACCUGUAGCCAUAUAUCCUGAUUUUGUUCUCAUGAUGUAAAAACAAUUUUAUUUUGGUAAGUCGUGUAUGUAUAUAAAAAUAUAAUGAACUCCUUGGGUUAUUCGUUUAUAAUACAUGCACAACACUAAAAACAAUGAAAGUUUGUGUCUUAGUAAAACUACAGCUGCAUCAUCACGCACACAAAGCCUAUAAGAAACCUGAUUUUGUAUCCUCUGAUCGAUUUUUUUUUGUGAGCAAUUUCAUAAUAAGGAUAAAAUUGCAUCGGAUACAUUCAUUUAUGAAAAUCCCAGUAUCUUGAAUUUCAAGUCCUAAGUUCAAUGGUGAAACAACAUUGCUGUUUUCUAUUGUUUGUUGUGUUAGUUUUAUUUGUGUUAAGGUUACCUGCUCAGACCAAGGGGAAUGCUGUUUAGUGCAACUAAGGAGAGAAGACUUGGCUGAGGCGUCAUGCCCACCUGGAGAUGUGUACAUACUGUAGAAACCACAUGCUAACCAAUACUAGCAUUUUAUAUUUUAGAAGGAUAUCCAAGAACCUGAUUGUUUAUUCAAAAGGUUCUUUGUUCUUUUUUCAUUGUUUUUUCCACAAUGGUACUGCUUUACUUUAUCAUUGUAUAUGUUUUAGGCAUUGUAUUAAUACAUAUCACAAUAUCUUUUAAAAGCCAGAGGGAGAAAAAAAUAACUGGCACAAGGCUUGUUAUGCUCAAUAUUUAAGUGCCUGUUAUAUGAAGGAAUGUUGGCAGAUUUACAGUAUCUUAUGAAAUACAAAGGCCUUUUUUGUUUUUGUUUUUAUUUUUUGUUGUUUUUUGUUUUAUAGUUCUUUGGUUAAACAAAACUUUUUUGUAUACAUUUUUUAUUAUUUGUUAAAGUGUGCAAAAAAAACUGAAAUUUUAUUUAGCAGUUUAUUUUGAAAUCUACGCGCAUAUACCUAGUACUUUUUUAAUCGGCUUGUGCAAAUGGUUAUAGUAGCCAUGAUUUAUACGUGCUGCUCUCAAUAAACUUCAUCUUUUGUAA
Acipenser ruthenus (sterlet) is the source of this 5138-nucleotide messenger RNA. RefSeq names its product protein tyrosine kinase 7b (gene ptk7b). The record is from RefSeq and is a predicted model, not a curated record. The transcript has 21 exons. Bases 208 to 3462 code for a protein of 1084 amino acids. Gene Ontology annotation, biological process: protein phosphorylation; synapse organization; homophilic cell-cell adhesion. Gene Ontology annotation, molecular function: ATP binding; protein kinase activity; axon guidance receptor activity. NCBI's taxonomy places the organism in Eukaryota, Metazoa, Chordata, Actinopteri, Acipenseriformes, Acipenseridae. Gene Ontology annotation, cellular component: neuronal cell body; axon; plasma membrane.